This is a messenger RNA of Anas platyrhynchos (mallard), 2287 nucleotides long. The record is from RefSeq and is a predicted model, not a curated record. NCBI's taxonomy places the organism in Eukaryota, Metazoa, Chordata, Aves, Anseriformes, Anatidae.
AAACCGUGAUCUUCAGAGUUGCACCCUGAGUUAAUCUUUAACAUUUCAUUCUUCAUUUCAGGUCCACUGUUCAGAGUUCAGUCUUUUUGAUCUGAGACAGAAGAUGGAGAGACCUUUCCUACCUUACAACAGGGAGAUGGUGCAUAACCCACUAUCAUCCUGCAUGAGUUAAGGCUUAAGUUCACUUUCUCCGGCAAGAAGGUAAAACAGCUAUCCGAUAUCAUUGUUCACCUUCAUACAUCAAGACAGGAACCGUUUGGAUUGUCGUGUCUGGCUGAGUUGCUUACUCAGCAGAUGUCUGGAUGAUUGAAGUUCCCCAUGAGAACCAGUGCCCAUGAUUGUGAGGCUACCUCCAGCUGCUUGUAGAAGACCUCAUCGACCUUCUCCUCCUGAUCAGGUCAGCUGAAUUAUCAUUCUACAUCUGCAACUGUAGAGCAACAUGGAGCAGAAGAAUUGGCUUUUGUUCACUGUGGCACUGCUAGCAGCCACCCCCGUCUCAUCAGAAAAUUUCGAGGUCAUCUCUCCCCGGAAUGUGUUGGGGGUUGUUGGCCUGGACACAGUUCUUCCCUGCAAUGUCUCUUCCACAAAACCAUUGUAUGACAUUGAAGUUCAGUGGAAGAAAAUCACAGAUGGGCGUAUAGAAGAUGUCUACAUAUGGAGGAACACAGUUAACAAACCAGGGCAGAAAUACGUGGGGAGGACUGAAUUGCUAAAAGAUGGACUUGCCACUGGGAAUGUGUCCCUAACACUGAAGAACGUGCUGCCAGCAGAUGAAGGAACGUACAGCUGCAUUGUGAAUUCCAAGGACUGGAGUGCUGACACAACCACCGUGCUCAGCAUUGCAGGUACCAGUGAAGUAUUCUUUGAAAUAUUGGGCCCCCGAGGACAAGGUAUUGAGCUUGCCUGCAGAUCACACGGAUGGUUCCCCAAACCCACUGUCGAGUGGGUUGUUCGGAAUAAGCAGAUGCUGUCUCCAGACACUGAAAUACAUCAGGACAGCAAGGAGCUCUUCGGUGUGAUGAGUCGAGUCACAAUUACAGGACAGGAAGCAGAAGAAGUCACCUGUCAAAUCCAGAACAACAUGGCACAGGCUGAGAAAACUACUGUGCGCCUCUCAAGUGCUGCUUUUCCACGUACAUCUGCAUGGAUCCAUGCAUUCUGGAUACUAUUGACUUUAACUUUUCUUAUAAGUGCUGUGAGCGCUCUUCUUUUAUUUAGAGCAAAACAGAGGACCUCUAAGAAAAAAAAAUUUGUAGAAGAGACUUUUGAAAAUCAAGAAUCUGAGAAAAUGACAUCAAAUGCAGAAUAUGACUUACUGCAGGCUCGAUAUGAUACAAUAAACAGAGAACUAGAUUUCAGACGGGCUCGAAGCUACAUGGUGCCCAUCACCCUGGAUGUAGCACGGAAACACCCUGAGCUCACCCUGUCCCCUGACAAGAGGACAGUCCAUCACGAGCCUUCUGAUCAGGGUUCCAUCAUCAAGUGCCAGCUUCCCAUCGUGGUGGGCAGGGAGGGCUUUGCCUUGGGGCGGCAUUAUUGGGAGGUGCAGGUGUGGGAUGGGCUGGACUGGGAGGUGGGGGUACUGACAGAGACUGUGAGGGACACUCUGAUAGGAGAGAGCUGGGAGGAGCUUCCUAAGCAUGGAGUCUGGUCACUGAGAAGGGAGAAAGGAAAGUUCUGGCCUGAGGAAGCCAAUAAUGUGAUGCAUCAGAAUACUGCCCCACUAGCAGCGGUUGGGCUUGACCUGGACUUAGAACAGAACAUGCUCUCCUUCUACAAUGCUGGGGUUUCAGGACGUAUCCUGGAAGUCUCCAUCGAACCAUCAAUGAAACUGUACCCUUUCCUCAAACCAGGCCUUGGUAAGGUAGGAGAGAAGGGGAAACCCCUCUCCAUCAACCACAACACAGGGUGGGACUACCCACAAAAAAUGCAGCACGAUAUGGUACGUAGAAACCUGACCUGAGCUGCAAUGAUUCUUCUGGUCUCCAUGGAGAGGGAGAAAGGACAGAGAAGCAGAGCAGAUCACUGACAGACCUGCUUGGUUCCACCCAAACUCUGUCAGUGGCAGAGAAGCCUGGACUGGCAAAUUCAGAAAGAGCAGGAAGUAUACUUGUGCUUGUCAUUUGAAAUGCCAUCAACCCCCAGGAGCAACACCUGGACCUAUCAAACAAGGAGAUGCACUCACACCUUCUGCAGCUACCAGUUUUUGCUAUUCCCUUGUCUUUUCACUCCAUGUUCCUCUUCAUUAAACAGAAAAUGAAAUAAGAAUGAGUGAUUUUUCCUGUGA